Molecule: messenger RNA, 652 nt
Organism: Silurus meridionalis
Lineage: Eukaryota; Metazoa; Chordata; Actinopteri; Siluriformes; Siluridae
Gene: sf3b6
Product: splicing factor 3b, subunit 6
Exons: 4
Coding region: 137-514 (125 amino acids)
Cellular component (GO): cytoplasm; nucleus; ribonucleoprotein complex
Molecular function (GO): mRNA binding
Source: RefSeq, a predicted model, not a curated record
GUUUUAGGAAAUACGUCAUAGUUGUGCGUCCCAGGACUUUACCAACUGCGUACUCGGGCCGCUGGUGGAAACAAAUUUUAUACUAUUUUAAGAGUAUUUUCUUACAUUGUUGGUGUUUUGAGAAGAAUUUUCAGCCAUGGCGAUGCAAGCAGCUAAAAGAGCGAAUAUCCGCUUACCUCCGGAGGUGAACAGGAUUCUGUACAUAAGGAACCUUCCCUACAAGAUCACAGCAGAAGAAAUGUACGAUAUCUUCGGGAAGUAUGGACCGAUCCGGCAGAUCAGGGUUGGGAACACUCCAGAGACCAGGGGAACUGCGUAUGUAGUCUACGAGGACAUCUUUGACGCUAAGAACGCCUGCGACCACCUUUCUGGAUUCAACGUUUGCAACAGAUACCUGGUCGUUUUGUACUACAAUGCUAACAGAGCUUUCCAGAAAAUGGACACAAAGAAGAAAGAAGAGCAGCUGAAACUACUCAAGGAGAAAUAUGGAAUAAAUACAGAUCCCCCGAAGUAACACGCUGGUUUUCUCUCUGCUCCCCAACUGACCUUUUUUUUUUUUACACAAUAGUAAAAAUAAACCCCAAUUUUUUUUUUUUGUACAGUUAAUUUACCUUCACUUUUAUGUAUUAAACAUUGAGCUGUUAAGACUUUA